AUGUUUUUCUCGUCCCCUACACCCGAGAAGAAGCUAGCGCCGCUUAUUGAGGCUAUUCAGCAAAAGAAAAAGAAAGUAACAUUCUUUUUGGGCGCUGGAAUCUCGACUUCAUGUGGUAUUCCCGACUUUAGAAGCCCCAAGACCGGCUUAUACUCGAAUCUCCAGAAGCUAGAUCUUCCUUACCCCGAGGCAGUUUUUGAUAUUGAUUAUUUUAGAGAAAGCCCAAAGGCAUUCUAUACUUUGUGCGAUGAGCUUUACCCAGGUAAGUUCGUGCCCUCUAAGUUUCACUAUCUUGUGAGGCUCUUUCAAGAUAAGCAGCUUUUGAAGAGAGUUUACACUCAAAACAUUGAUACGUUGGAGAGAAUUGCUGGAAUCGAGGAUAAGUUCAUGGUUGAGGCACACGGAUCAUUUGCAAGCAACCACUGCAUCGACUGUAAAGAGGAGAUGUCAAGUGAGACAUUGAAGAAGCUCAUUUUUGAUAAAUCCAAGAAUGAGGGUAUCCCACUUUGCCAAAAGUGCAAGGGAUACAUCAAGCCAGACAUAACGUUCUUUGGUGAAGGCCUUCCUGAAAGAUUCUUCUAUUCAUGGCGUGACGACGCUGAUGAAGUGGAGGUGGCUAUAGUGGCCGGUACCUCAUUGACUGUGAUGCCAUUCGCCAAUUUGCCCAGCGAAUGUGGCAAAAAGACAUUGCGUGCCUUAAUUAACAAAGAAGUCGUUGGUGACUUCAAGUACGCUAAGCGCAAGAACGACAUAGUCUUACAGGACGAUUGUGACUCGGCAGCCGAACUCCUUGCCGACCUCUUAGGUUGGAGGGACGAACUAGAUGAACUUCACGAGAAAGCUAAGUCUGAAGUUUCUGAGAAGACACCCGAGACAGCUGAAGAAAAGGCUCAUGAAGUCGCCGAGGAGAUUGCGAAGGAAGAAGCUACAAAGCCCGAUGUCACCAAAUCGGACAAAGAUGCUGAUACGGAGGCGGUCGAGAAAAAAUUGGGCAAAUUGUCACUCUAA
Molecule: messenger RNA, 1008 nt
Organism: Candidozyma duobushaemuli
Lineage: Eukaryota; Fungi; Ascomycota; Pichiomycetes; Serinales; Metschnikowiaceae
Gene: HST2
Product: histone deacetylase
Exons: 1
Coding region: 1-1008 (335 amino acids)
Molecular function (GO): NAD+ binding; histone deacetylase activity, NAD-dependent
Source: RefSeq, a predicted model, not a curated record